Scheffersomyces coipomensis is the source of this 1602-nucleotide messenger RNA. RefSeq lists its product as uncharacterized. Gene Ontology annotation, molecular function: protein binding. The record is from RefSeq and is a predicted model, not a curated record. Bases 1 to 1497 code for a protein of 498 amino acids. The transcript has 2 exons. NCBI's taxonomy places the organism in Eukaryota, Fungi, Ascomycota, Pichiomycetes, Serinales, Debaryomycetaceae.
AUGGAUAACAACGCUCAAUUUCUUUCUGAUUAUUUUCAUUUGCUACCUAAUGAUAUCAUAAUUCAUAUCAUUAAUUUACUCCCUCCUCAGUUAGUUGAAUGCUUGAUGACUACAAAUGGGUUUGAUCAUCAAGUUUAUCACGAAUUUUUAAAGAAUAUUAUUGUAUCUACAGCAUUAAGGAAUAAUAAAGUGACAUUAAAUUCUGUUUUUGGGAGUAAUGAUACAAUAAUUAGUUUGGAAAGUUGGCCAACACAUUGCAUUCCCCAUAGUGUUCAUAUUAUUGGAAAAGUUGAUGAGAUUGAAAAUUAUAUAACUCAAAAUUUCAAUUAUUUAAAGCCCAUAAAAGAUAUUCGAAUUUGUAUAUAUAUCCAAUUAGGCGGUACUUUGAAUAUUAACAGUUUUUGCAAAUUAAUUCGUUUUCCAAAUUUGUCAUUAUUAACGAUUAAAUUUUCUUUACAAAAUCGGCAAGAUAUAAAGAUAUCAGAACUUGAAGUUAUGUUUAAAAUUGAAUCAAAUAAAGACUAUUUAAAGCCCUUUUUAAGCUAUGUUAAUCAAUUUACUUUAGUUCAUGGUUAUGAUUUGCAUGAGUUGUCAAUUAAAUGGGUAGGGUUCAGUUCCACUUUUUCGGAUUUUAAUACAUUAGAAAGUAUUACCUUGAAUGGAAGCCAUUUAGUAGAGUUUCCGGAUUUAUCAUUUAAUUGGCCAACUAAUAUAAAGUCAAUUGUUAUAGUAAACACUUCUAUAACUGAUGAUACAAUAGCUAAAUUUUCCAAUUGGCCUGCUGGAUUAGAAUCAUUAACUUUAAAAAACAAUCAAAUCUCUAAAUUUAGCAGUAUUGGUGAAUUACCUGAAAAUUUGAAGUAUUUGGAAAUAGGCUCUGAACCUACAUCGUUUAGGGCUAUUCCAAUUCAAGUUGAAAAUAUUGGCCAGUACGAAUGUUAUUAUAAUUUUCCAAAAUCCCUAACAACCUUGAAAUUAGAAGGUAUAGAAUUUUAUAAAUAUCCUAAUUGUUAUAUCGAAUUUCCACCAAAUCUAAAACGAUUAGAAAUGACACGAUGUUUAAAAUCAAUAAAUCACUGUAAUUUCCCGCCAUCAUUAAUAUAUUUAGAAUUAAGCCAUAAUGAAAUCGAUGAACUAAUCAGUUUUAAAAACUGGCAGCAACUUAUUAAUCUUAAAACUUUAAAACUUUCUAAUACUUAUUUAACUCGAAAUUCAGUUCUUGAUUGGUUACCACCCAAGAAUAUAAAUUAUCUCGAUUUAAGUUCAACUAAAAUCAAUAGUUUAAAUAUUGCCAUUUUCAAGGAAGAGAAUAAAACAUUUACUCACAGUUUACUUGUCGUAAAUUUUGCAUAUUGUUUUAUUCCUUAUGUUCCUCAUGACUUUUAUUUACCUGAAAAUGUUUAUCAGUUUAAAUACAGUAAAGGAUACUUUAUACUGAUAAAUGCACAUGUAAUUAUAAGUAAUAAGAGAAUGCAUACAAAACUUUCUGCGACAUAAAACACCAAAUCACUAUAUACUUUAUUUAUCUCAAUUAUAAUAUAUUGUAAAAAAUCACGAGUAUACUUUAAGUUUAGCAGAUUAAAAUUAGAAAAAAGAUUUUCA